AUACUUUCUCCUACCAAGUGCACUAUAUAAAACAACAAGAUAGGUGCCAAGUAACCACAGAAACCGACAGCAAGCGAAAGCCCGUACAACAAUGGCUGAAGAAGUGAAGGUUUUGAGAUUUUGGACAAGCCCAUUCAGUGGGAGGGUGGAGCUUGCUUUGGGGCUUAAAGGAGUUUCCUAUGAAAUCUUUGAUGAGGACUUGCCAAACAAGAAGCUGAGUCCCUUGCUUCUCGAGUCCAGUCCAAUUUACAAGGAGGUCCCUGUUCUUUUGCACAAUGGCAAGCCCGUUAUAGGGUCGAUGACCAUCGUCGAGUACGUCGAUGAUACCUGGGGUAAUGGGCAUCCUAUAGUGCCGAAGGAUCCGUACGAGAGAGCUCGAGCACGCUAUUUGGCGAGUUUCAUUGAUGAUAAGUGCAUUCCGACGUUUCGAAACUCAUUCUGGGCCGAAGGCGACAUGCAAAAGACUGCCAUAGAGAAAUCAAAGGAAUAUUUGAGCAUUCUAGAGAAAGAGCUUAAAGGCAAGAAAUACUUCGGAGGCAAUUCUAUCGGAUAUCUGGACAUUGCUGCAGCCUACAUUGCUCACUGGACUGGAGUUUUCCAGGACGUAUCAGGAGUAGAGUUCUUCAAUGAGGAAAACUACCCAAUAUUAUGGAAAUGGUCUCAAGAUUUUGUGAACUCUGAUGUUGGUAAGAAAUACUUGCCACAGAGAGAAAAACUCGUGGCUUUCUUCGAACCGAUUAAAGAAGCCAUGAAAGGUUAUGUUAAGCCUAGUGCUUGAUUAGUGUGAGGUUACAAGUAGCGAUUAGUAUUUUCAUGCAAGAGAUGAAUAAAUUGUGGAGAGUCUACUUCACUUAGCCGAAUAAGAAAUUUUGGAUAGAGAGCUUUUAUCCAACUUUUUGGAAAUUUUCUAUGAAGUGCUAUUAUCAU
Molecule: messenger RNA, 927 nt
Organism: Asparagus officinalis (garden asparagus)
Lineage: Eukaryota; Viridiplantae; Streptophyta; Magnoliopsida; Asparagales; Asparagaceae
Product: glutathione S-transferase U8-like
Exons: 2
Coding region: 92-778 (228 amino acids)
Biological process (GO): glutathione metabolic process
Cellular component (GO): cytoplasm
Molecular function (GO): glutathione transferase activity
Source: RefSeq, a predicted model, not a curated record